Molecule: messenger RNA, 1164 nt
Organism: Ornithodoros turicata
Lineage: Eukaryota; Metazoa; Arthropoda; Arachnida; Ixodida; Argasidae
Product: techylectin-5A-like
Exons: 5
Coding region: 220-1050 (276 amino acids)
Source: RefSeq, a predicted model, not a curated record
UGGAUUUCCUAUGAUGCGUAACGAGAACCACAGUCGUUCCAGCAUCCGGGAAGCCGUCUACAUACCCCCGACUUUUUGCAACCUUACCUAGGCGAGUGAACCCAGAACACGGUGCAACAUCCUUGGCAUUAACACUUCCUCACAUCCCAGACAGUGAACAAAUAUAGGUACCUUUGAAAGCGCACUUUCAUUCAGCGUGUGCUACAAGAAGCCAAGAAAAUGCUGGACGUGACUCCCGCACUGAUACUGCUCAUCGUUGCCGGAACAUCUCAAUGCGCACCAACUCUCGAGGAAGCCCUGACUAACGUUGAACGGUCCGUCGCAGAACUGAAGAGGAUAGUCGUAAAGGGCCAACCGAGAGACUGCGGCGACCUCUACUUCUCUGGCCAGAACCACAGCGGUGUCUACAACAUCUACCCUUACGAAGAUUCAACAGCAGCCGUUUCAACAUACUGCGAUAUGGAGUCAGACGGCGGAGGAUGGACUGUCUUCCAGAGGCGAGGCCAGUUUGGAAAUCCCGUAUUCUACUUUUACAGAAAAUGGGCUGACUACGCCCACGGUUUCGGAAACCCAGCAGAAGAAUACUGGUUAGGUAACAACGUCAUUCACUCCCUGACCUCAAGAAAAGCAAUGAGGCUACGAAUCCAGCUCAAGAACCACACGCAUGAAACACUGAUAGCCGACUAUUCGCUUUUCAAAGUUUCCGACGAAAAAGAACACUUCAAGAUUACAGUGAGCGGAUACACAGGGAAACAAGGGUCAGAUUCUUUCAGCGGCACAAAUGGGGCCAUGUUCAGCACGCAGGACCAAGACCACGACACUCACUCGGGCAACUGCGCCGUCAUGUUUAAAGGAGCCUGGUGGUACACAAGCUGCCACAGUUCAAACCUCAAUGGCCUCAACCUCAACGGCGAGCACCCCACGCAUGCGAACGGCAUAGAAUGGUCACACAGGGACGGCGCCACUGGCUUGCACUAUUAUUCUUUUCCGGAAGUUGAAAUGAAAAUUAGAGACGUCAGCUUUACGACUUCAGCGACUGUUCCCCUGUGAAUGGCUCUCUCUAUUUUUUGUCGAUGAGGUAGAGCUUGUUUAGAUGAAAAAGAAAAAAAGGCAUCCUCCUCCAAGGAAUGAGGUAGACAAGUGAAUAAAGUGUGCACCUGCUUA